Molecule: messenger RNA, 1733 nt
Organism: Trichophyton rubrum CBS 118892
Lineage: Eukaryota; Fungi; Ascomycota; Eurotiomycetes; Onygenales; Arthrodermataceae
Exons: 1
Coding region: 1273-1659 (128 amino acids)
Source: RefSeq, a predicted model, not a curated record
GUUUUUUCUUUUAUUUCCCCAACUUUGAUUUUAGGCUCAAGGUUUCCUUUCCGUUACUUUUUGAUUAGCAUUGUCUUUGACUUAUUUCCCUUUUUCUUUUUCUUCUGCGAAUACCAUGUCUUCCAUUUCUUUUCCCUUAUGUCAGUUUAUACCCAACCCGCAUGAUCGAGGAAAGAAGCAUUUGGAUUUAUGAUAAAGUGAUACCUUUAACUUGUUUAAUAUCUGACUGCGUUUGGUAUGUUGUCCAGCCUCUCUGUCCCCUUGCCGCUACCGAGUAGAUAUACAAAUUCCCGUCCUUUACAUGUACAUACAUCUUGAAGUUCAGCCACUUAAUGUUUAUCAUGAGCUUAAAUAGUAUAUACAAUUAUUCUAUAUAUAUAUCUAUAUAUUGAUCAUCUGCUCAUUAGGUAGCGGAAUGUUAUUUAGUCCCGGAAGUGCAAGUCCAAGCAGGUAUGUUCGUAGCUCAGAUCCAAAAUAUAUAGGUAUAAAGAGACAAAAAACAAAAUAUAUUAAGUUGAAAAUCACAAAAAUACCCAUUGCCCAGCCCCCUUAAGUUUAUUCUGCCAUUUAUUAUUGGGACCAUCUGCGACUUCCACAGCAGAAGGGGCGCCCAGAUCAGCCGCGCAGCCACACGAGCCUCCUCAUACCUAUCGGUCAAGAGAUCUAUCUCCUCCAACUUGACAAGCUUCGUUUUCUUGACUACAAACUUCCAGGUCAAAAACAUGCAUAGAAUAACCGGAAGUUGGAUAUAGAAGCUGACGAAGUCAACCGGUUUGAACUUUGGGCUAAAAGAUGACCAUCCUUGAACGAGGAUGAGCAGACCGUUGAGCCCGAUUGAUAAGAUGGGCCCCCAUGGGUAGGUCCAAUUUUUGAAAGGGAGAAGAUGCUCGAGGUUUUGCAUGCGGACGGCCUGGCGGAAACGAAGAGAGGAGUAUCCAAUAGCCAUCCAGGAGAUUUGGUUGGAUACACCAACAAUGCUGUACAGAGAGGGAAAAAUUUAGUAUGAUUUACUGGAGGAAUAUAGGAGGAAAGGGGGUGAUCGGGUGGAAAUAUGAUAUAUUAGGAUGAAGGAAUGGGGGCAACUUACUUCUGCAGCCAAGUCCAAAGUUGGCCAGCACCGAUAUAACUUGCACCGAAGCAAAGACCACUAAUGGCAGACGUGCCUAUGACAGCAAUCCACGGGGUCCUCCACCGAUUAAGCUUCCCAAAGAUAGUAGGGCCGUGGCCAUUAACAGCGAGGGUGUAGAGCAAUCUUGUGCCAGCGAACAGUGCAUGGUUACCAGCCGAGAGGACGCUAGUGACGAUGACAGCGUUAAUGAAGCUGCCGGCAAUACGGCUGCCUGCCUGCUGGAAUACGAUGGUAAAGGGGGAGGUCCGGGUGUCCUUAGUGGUCAGCUCCGGAUAGUCGUAUGGCACAUUCAGGCCAAUCAUGAGGAUGGCCAGGAUAUAGAAGAUAAGGAUUCGCCAGAAGACAUUGCGAAUCACCUUCGGCAUGUUGCGCGUGGGGUCCUUCGUCUCUCCGGCAGUGAUGGCAAUGGACUCCGUUCCGCCGCUGGCCAACCAGUAAGCAUAUGUGAGGUAAAAGAAAAACAACGGAGGCAGAGAUAUAUGAUAGAUAGAGAUUAUCAGUGUAACUGCAAACACUUACUAUGCGAAUGAGGCCGUGACGAAUACGGAGGCAAAGCCACCAAUUCCGCCUACGAAGGGCGCAUCUCCUUUGAGGAAGAGGCUGC